Messenger RNA from Zeugodacus cucurbitae (melon fly), 1342 nucleotides. Its product is annotated as KH domain-containing, RNA-binding, signal transduction-associated protein 2. The coding region runs from base 115 to 1053 and encodes 312 amino acids. NCBI's taxonomy places the organism in Eukaryota, Metazoa, Arthropoda, Insecta, Diptera, Tephritidae. Gene Ontology annotation, biological process: regulation of alternative mRNA splicing, via spliceosome. Gene Ontology annotation, cellular component: nucleus. Gene Ontology annotation, molecular function: mRNA binding. The transcript is spliced from 6 exons. The record is from RefSeq and is a predicted model, not a curated record.
GUUCCAAUAAUUUAGUUUUGACAGUUUUUUCUAUCACAGCAAAGUUUUAAAUGCAUUUUGUAUUUUAGUAAACAACUGGAGAAUUUAAAUAGUUUUAAUAGUUUUCUUAAAAAAAUGUCGGAACAUUCAGAUGAAGUCAAUCCAAUUUCAAAGGAAGGUGAAAUUGAUGGUCCAAGGAUAAAUCAUUUUGCCCAAAAAUUUUUGGAUGAAUUAAAUGAGGAACGUGAAAGGCUGAGCAAUGAAUUUCCAUUAUGUGCGCUGCUUAUAGAAGAAGCUAUUGAAAGAGUGUGCACUACUGGGCGAAUUCCUGGUCGCGAAUAUUACGCUGAUGUUUACAAACAGAAACCCAUCAAACUCGCUCAGAAAGUAUUUGUACCAAUAAAACAAUACCCCAAGUUCAACUUUACUGGAAAAAUAUUAGGCCCUAAAGGCAAUUCACUUCGUCGGUUGCAAGAAGAAACCCAGUGCCGCAUUGUCAUCAAAGGACGGAAUUCUAUACGUGAUCGUGCUAAGGAGGAAGAAAUGCGUACUUCUGGGGAUCCACGACACUCUCAUUUAAAUAAAGAUUUAUUUGUUGAAAUUAGCACCGUCGCAACACCUGCAGAAGCCUACGCUCGUGUGGCAUAUGCACUGGCUGAAAUACGAAAAUAUCUAGUUCCUGAUAAGAAUGACGACGUUGCACAAGAGCAACUUCGUGAACUAAUGGAAAUUGAUCCCAAAACCGCAAAGCAAUUUUCGAAAUCUAUAUUUGAGAACAAAAUAGUAACCACUGGUCCAUCCAAGUAUUUGAAUUUUGUAAAGCAAUAUGCAUACCAAAUUGAUACAUCCAAAGAAGAAGAGUCGGAAGAGGAGAUUUAUGAAACUCGCAUUCCUAGGCACACAGUUGUACCGGCUUAUGAAUAUACACGAGCAAAAUUUGUUCCAACAUCUUUGCCCUAUAAACGUCCACCAACCGCCUCUAUAUACGGAACUCAAAUGAAACGUUUCCGCGAAGCUCCAGUUAGGCCAGCAAUAAGACCAGUUGCACAUGGAGUAUUAAAGAGAUAUAAAUAAAUAACAUUAAAAAAAUUUUAAUUGAAAUAAAUAUUCAGCAUAAUAUAUAAUAUUUAACUUAUCAUAUGCCAUCAGUUUCGUAAUAACAUAUAAAAUAAAAUAUAUGGCAAAACAGAAAGUAAGAGUAUUAUAGAUAUGGGUGCAGAUGAUAUUCAAUAUUUCAUGUGUGAAAAUAAAUAAUAUAUUUACAUAAACAUAUAUAACAUGUACAGACAUUAUUGUUCAGGUGUAUAACAAUAAUAAAUAAAAUUUUGUCCAAUAAAAUAAAAAGUUAAUUCUUUUAUCACAA